Molecule: messenger RNA, 13752 nt
Organism: Apis cerana (Asiatic honeybee)
Lineage: Eukaryota; Metazoa; Arthropoda; Insecta; Hymenoptera; Apidae
Gene: DIP-lambda
Product: Dpr-interacting protein lambda
Cellular component (GO): neuron projection
Source: RefSeq, a predicted model, not a curated record
UACCUAUUAAUUAGAAGUUUUCCAAUCGGUAGAAAGGGGAUGACGUAAUGGGUGGGAUAUGGAUUUUUCUCUAGCGAUGGAUUCGAUUUAAUCUUGAAUGUACGAGUUGAAAUUUAUUUCGAUCGAACUUUCAACCAAUCCUGCCUAUUUUUCUACGUAUUAAUGUAAAACGUUUUGCACGCUAUAUUUCACACUUAAUAAAGCUGCGAGAGAAAAAGUAAAAUUAAUACGGCGUUAAAGUAGAAAAUUGAAACGAAAAUUUUAACUUUGCAUCGACAUGAUCUUUUAAUAUUAAUCGAAGGCUCGUGCUUUUGAUAAAGAUAAAGAUCUUUUAAUUUCAAUCGCGGAGAGUCACGUGACAAAGGUUUGACUGUUGCCAUGGAAACCGUGACACGUGUCUAAUGGUAUAAAGAUCGGUCGAAGCGCGCGUUUUCAUUCAGUCAGACACGCGUUACGGAAGAGUUUGUUUCGUGUCGAUAUAAAAAAAAAAGUGUUCGAUAAUAUUAAUACUUUCACCUUUUUUUAUCAUUAUCAAUAUUUCUAAUAUCGUAUUCUUUAAAAUUUAAUCCAUUGUUGUUAUUCUUUUAUCUUUGUUAUUCUUUUAACGAGAGAAAAAAAAAUCGUAAAUUCCAAUCGUUUUGCAAAAACCACGAUUUUCUUGAAAAAAGCAAAAAACUUUUUUCUCGUUUUUUUGUUUUUGGUUUUCUAAUUUCUAUCUUAAAUUAAUUAUAUUAUAAAUAUUUAUGGGCCGAAAAAAAGCAUUAAAUCGAGACGGUUUAUUGUUUUUGUUCGAAUUCAUCGCUAUUUUCGGAGAAAGAAUAUCCCGUCCUCGGGUGAGAGUAGAAAAGGGGUUAUGAAAGAGACGAGAGGAAGAGGCACUCCUUUUGGAGACCACCGCUGGAUGAUUGCCAAUGAAUGCUUAAACGUAAGGUACCUGUUGAUAAUCGCGUGAUACAAUGUCUGGUGCGCCUUACUCCAUUUUAGACUCGAGCUCGACUCUUCUUUGUCACGUGAUAUUACGUCGCUAUUUUAUUCCACCUACCGUAACGCUUGUCACUUUAACGUUUCGCGUGGGAUAUAAUUUUACGACAUUAUUGUACGACCGAAUUUAAAAUGAGUUCACGCGUGACGUUAAACUAAGAUAAUUUUUUGCAAUCGUUAUGUUAACGUGAAUUUUGUUAUCGAGAAAUUUCAUCAAUAAACAUAUUUCUCCUUUUUUACGCAAAUGCAAAUGCAUAUUGUAAUUGGAAAAAAAAGGUUAGAGAAAUAGAAAAUUAUAUUUUUAUAUCCUACAUUAAUUUUGCAUAAUACGUAUUCUUUGCAUAUAUUAAUAUAUAUACAUAUAUAUUUUUUUGUAUUUGAAAGUAUUCUUCGAGCACAAUGAGUGAUAUCAAUCAUAAAUUUUUCGAAAUUCUUUUUACUCUCUCGAUUCCUUUUCGUCAUAUAUUUUACGAUAACGAAUAAAUAUUGCAUGUCGCAUAUAAUUUACAUAUCAUGUAUUACAAUAUAUUAUUACAGCUGCAUAAAAACGUCUGCAUUCAUUAUAUAUGAUUUUAACCGUUAUCCAAUCAAAUCUAUUCUUCGAUAUUAUCGAAAUAGUGUGAAAAUUUUCGCCUAAUAAAUUACAAGACGCUAUUUUUAAUUUUCUUUUCUAAAUUAAAAAAACCGUUUAUGCGUAGUAAUAAUUAAUAAGUUAUCGAUAAAUAACCAAUUGUUAAAUUGUUUCCUUUUUGGCAAAAAAUACUGGACGAUUCUUUCGUUAGUUAUCUCGAAGGCAGUACUGCUGAUCGCAUCGCUGCGAUGAGUGAUAUAUCGACCAAUGAUAUCGACGCAAGAGCAAUAUCGACCUAUGAUGUCACACCGAAGAUUACAGAUUACUCAUAGUUGCAAUCAGAAUAUGUGUGUGUGCGCGCGCGCGCGUAUGUGCAUAUUAUAUAUAGAGAAUAUAUACUAUAUGGAACGAUUUAAUAUUGGAGAUAAAAAUUAUAUGAAAAUAAAAAAGAAUAAAUAUUAUUAUUCUUGAAAAAUUUCAAAUUAUUCGUUGAAAAUUGUAAUGUAUAAUAUAUACGUAAUAACGAACAAAAGUGGAGUUUUCUUAAUAAAAAUAUAGCAGAAUGAAUUGAAAAGAAGAAAUUCUGAACGUUUAACCAAAAUCUACGAUUACCGGAGAAAUUUUUACUCGUAGUAUUUUCCGCUGACGUGAAAUGCAUUGAAAUAUAGCGAAAAAGGUUAAAAGUCUUGCAGUAGAAAAAAAAAACUACUGAAACUUUAAAAAAAAAAAAAAAAAAAGCAAAGCCAUUGCUGCUAUACCAGCAAAAAUUUAUGUUUCUGAUCCGAUGUAAAAUUUCACUUAACAAUGAAAAAUCUAGUUUUCACAAUGAGAAUCGAGUUUUUAAUAUCUCUCUAAAUUAAAUGCGUCGAUAUUUAAUUUUGAUAAUAUUGAUAAAAGGAUGCGAUAAGCGUCUGCAAUAAAAUCUUCGAUAAAUCGAAUUUUAAUGUUGAUCCACUUUAAACAUUCACUUUCAAUGAUAAACUAUUAAAAUAAAAAAAAACAGUUUCCAUUUCCGUUUCAAUAUUAUCUUUGAUAUCGCGUAUAAAGAGGAAAAUAACGUGGAAAUAUCAAUUGAAGUUAGAAAAAAAGAAAAAAAAAAAUUUCAAAUACAUUUAUCUAUUUGUCGUCAUAAAUUACGAAGUAGCAUAAAGUUUCGAUUUCUUUUCUAGUUUUUCAAAAUCUAAUUUUCUCUAAUGCAAGAUAAAGCGAAAUUUUAAUUAUACGAAAUGUUCAUCUCUCGAAUCUUUUCAGAGAUUUUUCAUUGGAAAAAAAAAAUUGUGAAUAUUUUACGCUAUAUGUUAAAAUUGAAAUUUUUAGGUUAGGCGAAUGUUCUUGCAAGAUGGAGUCAGGUUGAAUGCGUUCGAGCUAGACGAUGGAACAAUUCCAUUUAAACGCGUAAUUGAUCGCAAACGGUUGGCCAACCGUUGUCUCGAUUCGAGCUAUUUACGUGAUACUCGGUUGGCCAAUUAUUUUGUAUCAUAUGUUGGCAUUCAAGUGUGCGCUUUGCAAAAACAAUUAUGCGACGCCGCGAUUGGCAGACGUUCGUUUCCAUGUAUACGCAACGAGACCCAUUAAACGACCAUUUGCCACGCAAAUAAUAGCUGAUGCGCCGAUGCACUCGUUGUACUCUUUUUUUCCUUUUCCCUCUUUCUCUGCGCGUGGUGGGAGAGCACCAUCUCGUUUCUCUGCCCAACGCAACGCCGCCGUCGAAUUUCAGAUUGCGCUUUAAUAUCGGCGCCCGCUUAAUCCGCGAUGACGGUUUUUCUGGGAUUUCGUCGCUUUAUUACAAAAAAGCUUCGCCUCGGUGGACGGCAGAUGUCACGUGUGCUUUUUUUGUUGGCCACCCUGUGUGAACCGCUUCCAUCUCUAUGCCGCCGCUGCGCCGUGUCGUAACUCGUUCGUUCGCUUCCAAUUCACUUUUAAAAUGUGUUCUCGUGGACAAUUCUGCGUGUACCAUUGAACAGUGAAAAUGACCGUUUCGUCCAUUCUUCUUAAUUCUUCUUUGCUUUUCUUUUCGCGAUUAAAUCGAUUUUUCUUCCGUUCCAUAGUUUUGCGUUCAUUCACCGUGAUUCUAUUCACAAGUUGGAAACUUUGCAUCGGAAAAAACGAAGUAAGAGAAAGUACGUUCUUUUUUUUUUUUUUUUUCUAUUCAUCAUUUUUCACUUACUUUUUACUUACGCGUGAUAAUUGUUGUUAAUUAAUCACGGUGUGUAAUAGUUAGAUUAGGUUAGGUUAGAUUAAUACAAUAUUAUUAUACACAAAUUAUAACGAUUUAUAAACGAAUAUAAAAUAAAAGAUGGAAAAUAUUACUGGCAGAAAAUAUAUUGGAAUAUUUACUCCAAUUUGAUUUAUAAUAUGGAUUGCAAGAACGAAUAAAAAGUGCUGAAUGCGCAUUCGUUCCCGUUCUUCUUUUCAUUAAUCCAUGAAACCAUAAAGGUAACAAUAGGAAAUACAUUUUUUUUUUAUCGAUUUUCAAAUCAAAUUCGAAUUUGUUAAGAAUUGUAUUAUUAACUUUAACGAAAAAUCUAACUUAUAAAUUUGUUAACGGUAAUAAGAUUUUAAAUUCGAUAGAGAGAGAAAAAUUUUAUUUCGCCAUGAAAAUGUUCGCCGAGUAACAUUUAGUUGGAAAUUCAAUAUCAACUCCUUGAUAUUUAGAUUGAUGGAAUUGUUGAUUAAAUAAGAGUAGUCCGAUUUUCGUAACUAAGGCAGAUGCUCGAAACACUAUCCUGACAUUGAUCUAAUAAUGUAGUCCAGUAAUUAACGAGAUAACCUCAUUUUGUAUUGUUUCUUCGUCGAAGAAGAUUCACGUUUCGAGACGUUAAAUCUGAUCAACGUCGACAGAAAUUCUCCAUCGCGUCAUCGAUUAGAUAAUUAUUUCUUUCUAAUUAUUAUUUUACACACGAUAAAAAUUAAAUUUCUCUUUGAAUAUUUUUCAAUUCAUUUUUAUUGUCAAAUUCCAACGUAUCGAACCAGAAAAAAGGUAAUAAUUUUGACGUAUCAUAAUUCAACGUUGUGUACAAUUUUUCAUUAUUGUUUCGAUAAUUUGAUAUUACCAUUUGAAAUAUUGAAUGUUGAAUCUAAAUGAUAUUUUAUUUUUCAAAAAAAAAAAAAAAAAAAACAGGAUUAACACACUAUUUGUUUCAAUCAACAGAAAUAUACAUAUAUAAAUUUGCAAUGUUACGUUUUAAACAAUUUUUAUGUGAAAUUAUCAAAAUUUAUUUAUAAUACCGAAACAUUUUAUUUUACAUUUUAUGCGUCCUUCCAAUCUGUUUCUCGAUGUUUUUACGAUAUUUUAUAUUUCGCGUUCAUAUAAACACGAAUGAUUUUCGGAGAAUUUUUAUUUUCGUAUUUUAUAUUUUCUAAUUCCGUACAUCUUCGCUAUUAAAUUCAAAAAUUUGAGUGCACGUAAUUUCGAAAAUCUAUUUACGCCGAUUCUUAUCUGCAAUUCAGUUUUAAAGCAGUCGAAAAAAUAUUUUUCGAAAAGAAACAUCGGAUCGAUGCAUUUUUUUUUUUAAGAAUAAAAAAAUUUCUUAUUAAUGAUUUAUUACGUAUGAACAUAUCGCGAAUUUUUUUAUUCGCAAGUAUAACCGAGUUUAUUAAUAUUAAUUUUAACAAGUUAGGAUUUAAAUAGUUAAAAUUUAUUUCAUUUUCCAUAAAUUCCAAAUCAUAUUCUCCUUUUCAUUUGUUUAAUCUUUUAAAAUCUCGGAUUAAAAAUAAUUUCACUUUAAUAUUUCAUUUUCCAACUCUAAUCGUUAAUCCCCGAAUUCCAAGAGCAAAGAAGCUAUUGAUUCGAUCUUUUCAAAGUUAUCAGAGAUACAUACCACCGCGUAUUUUCUCGUUUUGAGUUUUGUAUUCUUAUCGCAAGUUGCACGGAAUCUGGGGAAAAUCGAACGGAAUAAAAUCGAAGGUAAAUGUAAAGUUCAGCAAUUCCGUAUAACGGAAUAGAAUCGUGGAAUAAGAACAAAAUCGAUCUUCGUACGGUACAAUAGCGUAUAUAUCCGGCGACAAAUUGUACAUAUUGAAACGAAUUUCGAAGCUCGCCGACCGAUACUUCCUAUUCUCUCUGCGUAAAAGGGUAAAAUUCGAAAAAUCUGUUAAAAUAAAUUUUUCGAUUCGAAACCGAUCUCAAAUGAUUUUUUGGAAGAUUUGUAUCAGAAUUUAAAAAUUAAUUUGAAAAAAUAUAAUUUCGAAGAUAAACAAAUUCUUUAAAUGAAAUUUAUUCUAAGCGAGCGAAGAGAGAAUUCGGUUUGAUGAACGGAACGAAUGACGACACGUUUUAAAAAUUAACUAGUGUUCGAUUAAAUUGAAUUACGACUCGAACGAGGGAAGCAGAAAUAUCUUAACCGUGGUUUUUUUAAUAAUUCGAAAGGAGAGAGAGAGAGUAAGGGGUAUUUUUGUUCUUACUUCACAAUUUCUUUCGUUUAACACGACGCGAAAUCGGUGAACGUUACAUCUGUUCCCAACAGUUCUUCCAUCCCAUUCGACUUUCCCUCGACUCGCAGUUUUCAUCGUCCCCUCUCCUCGUUCGUCCCAUCCCUUCCCCCUCUCCUUCGGCCACUCGGUCGCCAGAGUGGGGGAAAGAGUGGAAGAAUACGGCGUGAGAGCACGCGGAGCAUUUCAAUAAACGACAGGAAGAAUAGCAGCCGGUACAUUCCUUCGUUGGAUCGUCCAGAAUGGCGAGCACAACCCGGUCACGCACUGUGAAACUUACUUACGGUUUUCUAUCCACUCCCAUCCUAUUAUUUCCAGUUUAAACGUUGCCAACCUUGCAGAAGAUUCGAAGAACGAACGCGUAAAAGGGUCCAAGGAGUGAAUAGUGUAAUUUAUCGUUGUUUUUGGCCAAUAAAUACUGGAAAGAAUAAACGAGAGGAAACUGUAAGGAAAAUUCGUAAACGUUCGUUUAAACGCUUUAAUAGCAUUUUUAGCGUAUUUGUUUCUGAAUUUUCUGAAACGAAAUUUUUCACGUUAUUAUUUCCACCUUUCGUUAUAACCAUUUAAGGUUAUCAUAUAUAUACAGUUUCUGCGAGUUAAAGAAGAUUUUAUUCGACGUUAACGACCCACAAAUAACUUUGAUUGGUCGGGGAACCGUCUAUUCGCGACUAGCAAUUAGCACAAUCCAAGUUCGACUACUUCUUAAGUAUUAAGUAGCUUAUUAAGUAGAUUUCUGUAAAGAGAACUUUUCAAAGAACUAAUUCGUCGCAAAACUUAUUAUUAUCGAUCGAUGUGCUUGAGUUUAAAAAAAAAAAAGACUCGACUUUAUUCAUUAAAUUUUUAGAUUUAAAAUUUUUGAAAUUUUUUUUUUUUUUUCAUCUUUUCACUCAAAUUCGACGAAACAUUUUAAUUAAAUAUAUAAAAAAAGAGGAAAAAAAAGUUGUGAGUGUAUUCGAAAUAUUUUAAUCAAUAUCCCACGUCGAGGAAGAAGAAUUCGAAACUUUUACCGAGCUAUUCGCCAGGAUGACAAGGACUUUGCAACCGAGGACGAAUCGCCGAAUAAUCUCGAACGGAAUAUGAAACUAAAAUAAAAUUAAAUUCGAAGCGACGAUUUUCCAGAUUGUCAGAUUCAAAUUUCUGGUCCAUAGAAAGCAACUCGCCUUUCUUCUUUCCUUCACCAUCCAAGUGUAUACAAUCAAAGAGUAAACAAAGAGGAAAGGAAGUAAGUGGACGGGAGGAGGGGGAAGUGGAAGAACAGCUCUUUGAUGUACGAAUCCCUAAAAUCGUCGAGUAACGUGCCAAACUGUCGUCGCAAAAGUGAUUGAUUCUCAUGGCAGCACGGAAACUUGCAGCCCUCUUCACCGCAAUUCUGCAUCUUUGCUUAUGUCAAAUAACUCCAGAACCAUUGCCAGAAUUUUUAGCUCCUUUGGAGAAUCACACGGUGAUCCAGGGCCGUGACAUCUUCUUCACUUGUGUCGUGAAUAAUCUACAUUCGUACAAGGUGGCUUGGAUGAAGUCAGAUUCUCGAGCAAUUUUGGCAAUACAUACACAUUUAAUAGCACAUAAUCCAAGACUCUCGGUUACGCAUAAUGGACAUAACACGUGGAAAUUGCACGUAUCGAACGUUCAAAAAAAUGAUUCCGGUGCUUACAUGUGCCAAAUCAACACGGAACCUAUGCGAAGUCAGAACGGAUACGUGGAAGUGGUGAUACCACCGGAUAUAAUAGACGAUAAAUCUGCCGAAGGUAUGGUAACUCACGAAGGUGGUGAAAUAAAGUUAAAAUGCGUUGCAACCGGUUCACCGGAACCUACCGUCACGUGGAAACGAGAAGAUGGACGGAAUAUCAUUCUCCGAGAAGAUGGACAAAAGCAAUCGUUAAAAUCUUACGAAGGUGAAACUUUAGAAUUAACUGGAGUUCUUCGACAAGAAAUGGGCACGUAUCUUUGCAUAGCAAGCAACAAUGUACCUCCAACAGUCAGCAAACGUUACUCUGUACAAGUUCAUUUUUCGCCUGUUAUAAAAGUAACAAAUCAAUUAGUAGCAGCCCCAGUCAACAGCGAUGUUGUUCUUCAAUGCCACGUUGAAGCUUCCCCACAAGCAUUGAAUACUUGGCAUCAAAAUACAGGUGAAAAACUACUGCCCAGUGAAAAAUAUACAAUGUCGGAAUAUGCAUUGAACGAGUAUUCUUGGCAAAUGAACCUUACCGUUAACUCUUUAGAGAAAAAAGAUUUUGGAGAGUACGUUUGCUCAUCUGUAAAUGCUCUUGGAAAAGCUGAUGGUAUUGUUCGUUUGCAAGAAUUACACCUUGUUGCAAAAACAACUCCUGGCCCUUUCAUAAAAAUGACCGAUCUGAAACCUCGGAAGAAACUUAUAUCGAAAGGGAAAAAAAAGAGUAGUAAUAACAACGGCCGGAGGAUGCAUAUAGGAGGUUUCGAAGAUUUUGAUUCCCAUGGACACGAUGAAGAUCUUGGUACUACGCAAAUUAUGGCUGGUAGUACGCUUCAAGAAGGCCAUAGAACAGAAAGGCCAUUGGUAUCGCCAUCGCUACCUCCACCGUGGUUAAAUAUUAACACUGCCAAUUCGAGGCAUUGUUUGGAACAGAUCACGCUAUUUUUAUUAAUCUUAAGUAUGAUAUUUAUACUUUAAAAUAUACGUUAUUGAGAGAAAAAAAAAUAUAACAACGAAAUUAAUAUUGAUAAAGAAUUAAAACGAUUCGGGAAUAAUUAUAUUUGAUUAAUUUUUAUAUAACUACGAAGAAUUUUUUUAUAUUAAAAUAAGAAAUUGUGUCGUUACUUUUUACGACUGUGAUAAAGACGAACAAUUUAAUAAUUUAUAUUUAUUUAUAUAUAUUUAUUUAUUUGUGAUUAUUGGAGACAAAUUUAGAAUUCGUUUAUACAAUUUGAGAAUCUCUUAUAGUUAUCGUUAUAAUUUUGUUAUUUUUAUUAUAAAUCCUUAAUAAUUCUUUUUCGCAAAUCAUUAUUUUAAAAACGAUAAUAAUAGUAAUACAAAGAGCAAAGUUUAAUAUAUCUCGAUAAGUUAAACUUGUAAGCUUUAAAAUGUUCCCGAUCGUUUAAGAAAAGUCAUUGAUUAAAUGAUAGUAAUUAAUUGCUUUAUAAAAGUAAUUAGUCACCAACGUUUACAAUAAAAUUAAAGUUUAGAAAGGACAGUCAAUGAAGAUUUAAUUCUUAUGGAGACAAAAAAAAAUAUAGGUCUUCCCUUCAUUCGACGAAACAAAGAUGAAUAUAUAUAUAUAUAUAUAUACAUAUUUAUAUAUACAUUUAGAUUUAAUGAGAUAUGCGGCGCGACCAACAUGACAAGGUUUCUCUUAACGAUGUAAAUAUUUACAUGAAUAGUCUAUGAAUUUAAAUUGACACACUAAGUAUUAGAUUCCAAUUACGACGAAAAACAUUACAUAAAUUUUAGAUAAAUUGUAAUUUAAGAAAGUCUUCAUAUCAAAUUUUGUCGAUCUAAUAUGGAUUUUAAACAUUUAAAAUAUAUAUAAAAUAAUCAAAUAGAAAUAUAUAAUUAUAUUUAUGUUCUUUAAAUCUUUUAUAUAUUUUUUUUUAUCUUUUUAUGAAAAAUCAACUCUUCUCUGAUCACACAUAAUUUUAUUUCGUAUAUAUGAUAAACUUCUACUUUAUAUCUUAUUAAUAUUUUAUUUAUACUUAUUUAUAUUACUUUAUUACGUAUACAUUUUAUUCUGCAUAUCAUAUAUGGAAGCUAAAUAUAAAAAUUGCAAUUAAAAUCUCGACUCUAUAUGAAGACUUUUUAAAAAUAUUCUUACUGCAUAAUAAAUUUUUAUAUUUUCAUUACAUAAAAACGUGAAACAUAUAUAGUCUAUUAUAGUCAUUUAUAAUGAUUUAUGUAACGUAUAAAUUUCAUUACGAUAAAAUACAAUACAGAACACUCAUUUGGAUUAUUUUAUUAAAUAAAAAAUUAUAAUGGUUUCGCGACGCGACUAGUACAUAUCUCAAAUUUUAUGUCUAAUUAAAGAGAUGCAAAAAUAGUUGUUAGAAAAUUAUAUCAUAAUUUUUAAUUUCGAUAUAUAUUUUCUAUUUAAAAAAAUUCUAACUUUUAAUCAAAAUUAAAAAUCAAAUCAAUUUAAUAUUCGCAAGAAUGAUUUUUUUAAUGAUUUUCGAGCGAUAAACAUUAAUAUUAUAAAUCAAUAUUUAUAUUUUUACAUUUUAAUGUAUUUAAAUCUCUAAUUGAUAUUACUUUUGCAUCUCUUAUGCUUUUAUCUGCAUUUCAAUUUACAUAAAUCUUGUGCUUUACAUAUUAUUACUGAAAUGCAAAUACAAAUUUAAUAUAUCUUGGUAAAUAAUAAUAAUAAGAAUAAAAAUAAUAAUAAGAAAAAGAAUAAAAAUAAUAAUAAUAAUAAUAAAUUAUUAAGUUAGAUAUUACUAUAUUUUGUACAGUCAAAAGAAUUGGUAUUAAAAUUUUACUUGUGUAUAUAAUUUGAUCUCAUCAGUAAUAUUUUUUAUAUAUUUUCAUCAAUAAUAUUGUUAAGAUAAAUGUUUCUAAAUAUUUUAGAAAUAUUGUAAAUGUACACUAUGCAACUAAUUUUAUAAAAAAAACUAUAUAAAAACUAUAUAUACUUUAUUUUUAAAACAAAUUUAUCAAAAAUUAUUUUUGUACAUUAAAAAGAAUAUGUUUAAUUUAUAAUAUGAAAACAGUACAUUUAAAUAUAAAACAUUUUUUAAACAUAUUUUUUAAUAGAAAAAUAAAAUGAUUAAAGAUCUUGAAUUUUUUUCUUCUUUCUUUUUCUUUUCUUUUAACAAAAAAUCAGAGAUAUUAUGUUAAAUUUGUUUAAUAUCUUACUUUAGUAUGCUAAUUUCAUAAAACAUAAUAAAAAUCAAUAAUAAAAGGAUUUGUAACUUAGUUGCAUAAUGUACAAUAUAUGAAUUCUGAAUUAUAAUAUCUCUUCUGAUCAAAAUAUAUAUCACAAAUCUGCAUCUUCCAUACAUUUUGUAUAGUAUUUUCUUACAAAAUAUUCUUCACUUAACAGCAAAACAAAACUCUUUCUAUUGAAAUUAUAAUAAUAUAUCUAUUACAGUAUAUUUUUAAAUUUUUAUAUUUUGAUUACAAUAUACAUAUGUAUCACUUUAUAUAUAUUUCAUAUUCAUAAGUAUAUGAUUUAAAGUAAAUAUUACAAUUGAUAUAAUAUUAAUAUCAGUAUAUUUAAAAAAAAUUUUUUUGUUAUUAUAUUAAGUUAUAAUGUAUUAAGUUUGCAAUUAUUAAAUAGCAUAAUUAUAAUUAUUUAUGUAUUCAGUUUUCUUUUUACUUUAUGAAAUAAAAUGAGAUAUUAAAAUAUAUUAUAAUCAUAAGAAAGAGUUAAGUGUUAUAUUUAAAACUAACUUUUAUAUGUUGUACAUAAUUAAUUACAAAUUCAUUUUAGUCAUUUAAUAAAAGAAUCAUUUAGUUAAAAAAAUUAUGAUAUACUAAUAUAUGAAAUAAAAUACACGACAAUAAAUAUGAUAUAAUGAAACUAAGCCUUAAGAACCUUCUGAGAACAUAAUAUAUAUUCAUAAAUAAUAAUAUAUUAUACUUUAAAAAAUACCAUAUAUAAAUAUUAUUAUAAUCUUUAAUUUUUAUAUAUAUGAUAAUUUUUCAUAAUUUAAUAUACAAUCAUUUAAUUGUGUAGUACUUGCUUUUUAAAUCUAGUAAAAUAUGAUAUUAAUAUAAAUAUAAUUUAUAAUAUAGUUUAUAAGUUCAAAAAUAAAUUACAACAAAAUAAAAAAAUUUAAUAAUUUAUUUAAUCUAUUUAAUAAUAAUUUACAGAUAAUUUAUAUCAAUAAUGUAAAUCAAAUAUUCAUUAUUCUCAUUUAUAUAAAAACUAAAUUCUCUGAGGGUUUUAAAGGAUAAGAUAAAUUAUUUAUUAAAGGAUAAAAUAAAUUAGUAUAUUUCCUAUAUAAAUAUGUAUAUGAACAGCAAGGAAAUAUGCAUAAAAUAUCCUUUUAUUAUAAUGUUAUCCUAUAAAUAUGAUGAAUUUAUUGGCGGUAAAUAUAAUAUACAUGUACACGGUAAUAUAUAAAUCAUAUAGGACCAUGUUUUGUGUAUGUAUAUAUAGUUAUAAAAACACAUAUAACAAUAUGUAACAUGACAUGUAAAUAAGAUAGAAACAAAUAUGGCAUUGUUGAUGAAACUUUAAACUAGAAAAAAAAUUAUUAGCAUAUGAAUAUAAUAUAUGAUAUAAUAAAUAUUAAACGAGACCUCGUUUUAUAUAAAAUAUCAUUAAAUGGUCUCAAAAUGUAACAUAUUAAAAUAAAAAGAAUGUUUAGUCAUUUGUUAGAUAUGUAUUCUAUACAUAACAUAUACAGGAGUCUCUCGUUACGCCAUUCAAAAAGAGUGCCACCAAAUAAUACCGUAUAUAUAAUUUGGCGAUCACUCUUCAAGAAACCGAUGUCGAGACAAUUGUUGUAUUUAUAUAUGUGAAACAAAAAAAUUUAAUAUAUAAUAUAUGAUAUAUAAUAAUAUAAAUCGACAGAUUAUCUUUAGAUAAUAUAGUAAGAGAAAUACCCUGUAAUGUUACAAAUAAGUUGAUGUGCUCAUUCAUUACAUUUCUCACAACGAAAAUUUAAAAUUGCCUUUAAUAAUUAAGUUUUAAAAUCUAGUUGAUCUUGUUUUAUUACACUAAUUUUUUUUAUAAAAUUAAUAAUUUAAUCAAUUAAUUUUUAAAAUUUAAGUUUUUGACAUUUUUAAUCAUUUUUGAUCAAUUAAAAUCGUUAUAUGAAUUAUAACAAUCAAUAUCAAUAUUUUAAAUUGUAAAGAUAGAAAAUCAAUAUUAAUAUCGAUUUAUCAAUAUUGUAAAUUAAAAAGAAGUUGAGUAUGCAAAAAAUCUUUGUCUUUUUUUUUUUUAAUUCAUUCAUAUAUAUUUUGAUAAAAAUUUUGAUUAUUUAUAAUUAUUGACUGAAAAUUAUUUAAUCAUUUUGUAAAUCUCAUCAUGUAAAUCUGUAAUAAAUUAGCAUAAAUAUUUAUUUUAUAUAUAAAUACAUAUUUCAUAUCUUUAUAUUAUGUAUCAAUUCAUAAGAAAAAACAAACUGUUGUGUUUAAAUAUUUAAUUUUAAUUCUAAUUUAUAUCAAUUAUACAUAAUUAAUAUUUUGUUAAAAUAUACUAGUGUAACAAUUAAAUAUUUUACAAAUAUUUAAAUAUAAAUUAUGUUUUAUUAAAAAUUAUAAGAUGAGCUUUAAUAAUUUUAAAUAUUCCAUAAAAAUGCAAUUAAAUGUAAAAAUUAUAUUUAAUCUAUAAACAUAUAAAAUUAAAAAUAAUUAUUGUAUGACUAUGACUAUGACUACUCUCAUGUAACAGGAGGCAGAUAUAAAUACAGAGACAAACAGAUUACAAUUUUACCAUAUUAUUAUUAAAUUCAUAAUUGAAUACAAUUUGUAAAGAGACUUUGUUCUCUCUCUUUCAUUAUCUUUUUGUGUAUCUUAUAAUUUUAGUUUAGUUGGGUAACUUCUAUUGUAUAUAAAAUGUAAUCAACAGUCUGAGAUUAUGAAAUUAUACGCAGCAAUAAUAGUAAUAUAACUACUAACUUGUGUCAUUAAUCAAUAAAUGAUUAUUUAUCUUUUAUAAAUUAAAAAUAUAAAAAUAACUUGCCUUUAUCAGAAUGUAACAAUAAAGAUAAUUAACAUACAAGAUAAUAAUUAACAUACAAUUUAAAGAUAUGAGAAUCAACAGGACAAAUUGCGAUAAAAAACGAGCAUCGUGUACAACGUACACUGUAUGAUAAUAUUAAAUUCAGACAAUAAAAUGUUAUUAUCGAUGUUA